This is a messenger RNA of Coccinella septempunctata (seven-spotted ladybird), 1968 nucleotides long. Its product is annotated as protein bric-a-brac 1-like. NCBI's taxonomy places the organism in Eukaryota, Metazoa, Arthropoda, Insecta, Coleoptera, Coccinellidae. Gene Ontology annotation, cellular component: nucleus. Gene Ontology annotation, biological process: regulation of transcription by RNA polymerase II. Gene Ontology annotation, molecular function: protein binding. The coding region runs from base 226 to 1386 and encodes 386 amino acids. The record is from RefSeq and is a predicted model, not a curated record. The transcript has 5 exons.
UACGAGCCACAAAUAUUUUUUUGCGGCUUUUCAGUUUUUGUUGCAAAGAGUAAAUAUGGAAGUUAAAUGUUGAGAAUUCUAAGAUCUUCAAUUCUACACCGUUAUCAGUAUAUAAAAUCAAGUAACUUAUCAAAAAUCCAUCAAGUUUGAUCACAAAAAAUUACAUAUUACCUCUAAUUCAUGUGUUCCUUUGCCUACAGAAAAAAUAUUAGGUAGUCUUUAGAUAUGGAAGGUGAACAAUUCUCACUGUGUUGGAAUAACUUCCACAAUAACUUGAGCUCAGGAUUUCAUGCUCUCUAUAAGGAAGAGGAUUUAGUUGAUGUAACUCUAGCAGCUGAAGGAAAAUACAUUAAAGCUCACAAAACUGUAUUGUCAGUUUGCAGUCCUUAUUUUAAAGAGCUGUUUCGAAUAAAUCCUUGUAAACAUCCUAUUGUCAUUCUUCAAGAUGUAAAUUACACUGCUUUAUGUAGUUUACUUCAGUUUAUGUACCAGGGUCAAGUUAGUGUUAGUCAGGAAGAGAUUCCCACCUUUAUGAGAGUAGCUGAGACGCUCAGAGUCAAAGGUCUCACAGAUAAUGGGUCUCCUAAUCUCGAUACAAAUGGUAUGAACAGCUUCUCGGACCAAAGAAAUAUGAUGAAAAAACCAAUGAAACCUGUGAAGAAAGUUAUGAGGCCUAUUCAACAACUGCAUAGACCCUCCAGUAGUCCAAUUCCAAGAGCUGUUAAAUCACCUUUGCCUUCUUCGUCGACGCCUCCGGCUAAAAAAAUGCAUUUGGAGGAACAAUCAAUACCAAAAACCGCCCCUUUGGCCUCAAAGCCAAUUCCUAGUAUACAACAACAACCACAACAACCAAGUCUACAACAUUCCCAAUCUCAGAAUUCUCCACAUUACAUGGAUUACAAGGAACCCCUGAUCAAACCAAAGAUGGAGCCUUUGGAUCAUCCUGAUGACGAUGAUAGCACCCAACAAUCGUUUGACGAGGAAGCUUUUGACAUGAAUGCGUUGAUGGCUCAGUCGCUGGAAACGGGGGAUCGUUCGAUGGAAUCGAUGCCCCCUGGCUGGACACCAGAUAAUGUCAAACCUCCUGAUACCUCUAGCCCAGGCACCAUUCAGUGCAUCCUGGGUAGAAGAGGAAACCCCCGAUUGAUCGUAGACGGCCAUGUGUUCUACAAAAAGAGCACGUACAAAGGCAAAGCCUUCUGGUAUUGUAAGAAUAGUCGAACGCCCGACAAAUGUCAAGCGGUGUGUUGGACCAUGAACGGCAAUAUUGUGAAAUGGCCUUAUAUGCACACCCACGCCGUUAUACCGGAUGUUUUUAAUCCCGAAGAAGAUACCGAAGUUCCUAUUGAAAAUCUACAAGAAGUAUUGUGGCAGACUUCCCUAUGAACUGAACCGUUCAUACGUUGAACAAGACUUAGGCUUUAAUGUUGGACUGUUGAUUUUUGUUGAGAACGCCGAACAAAUCUGAGAAAGAUCUUGAAUCGUUUUUUUUUUUUUACUUUAUUCGUGUUGCAAUCUUGAAGAGGUAUAAAAUUUCCAAUUGUAAUCAAAAUUAUUUUUACAAAGUUCCAAUGGAUGUUUGGUCCGUUAAUUAUUGAUACUUUGAAAUGUAGGAAAAUAUCUUUUAUUUUCUCCCUUUUUAUUUAUUUCGUAAUGAUUUUGGUGAAGAAUGCAAAGUAUUAAGUUUUUCUUUCGUUGAUGAAGCAAUGGAUACUGAAUUAUCCCAAAACUGGAAAAAGUGAUCUUGAAUUUGUAUUAAAUAUUUUUAAGAACUGAUUGUUAGUGAUAUGAAAACCAUGAUCGAUUUUUUUUACCUAUAAUUUCGGUUUAGAAUUUAUGUAAUAUAUUUUAUGUUUCUUACUGCUAUUAUUGUAUUCAGUAAUACGAAUACACCCUGGACUUAUAUAAUUGAAUUAUAUUGAGUUUUAAUUGAGUAAUCGAGAACUGAAAUAAAAAAGUUUUACUAUG